Messenger RNA from Salvia splendens (bonfire salvia), 1014 nucleotides. Its product is annotated as zinc finger BED domain-containing protein RICESLEEPER 2. Lineage: Eukaryota; Viridiplantae; Streptophyta; Magnoliopsida; Lamiales; Lamiaceae. The transcript has 2 exons. The coding region runs from base 1 to 1014 and encodes 337 amino acids. The record is from RefSeq and is a predicted model, not a curated record. Gene Ontology annotation, molecular function: protein dimerization activity.
AUGUCGGUGAGACGAGUGAGAGAAGCUGUGAAAUGGAUAACGACUUCAACAACUAGAUCUGGUUUAUUCAAAGAUCUUGCGAAGUUGUACAAGGUUGAUACCUCGAAGGAUUUGUGUUUGGAUGUGCCGACUGAGUGGAACUCAACCUACUUAAUGCUAGAGGUAGCAUUACAAUACGAGCGGGUCAUGGAAGGAUUUAAGUUAUUGAGCCCCAAGGUUGUCCGUGAUUUGAAUGAGGUGCAAGACGAUGAUCUUACUGUUGGGGUACCCGAAGUUCAUGAUUGGCUUGCAAUUAAGAGGAUGUUUGGUUACCUCCGAAAGUUCCAUCGGUUGAUCCUUCUCGUCUCUGACAAUAAAUCUGUCACGGUGCAUUCUUUUUUUAAGAAAAUGUGCAGUAUCUUCAGCAUGAUUAUUCGGUUAGAGGGUGACGAAGAUGAUGCUGUAAAAAAUCUGGCAAUGAAGAUGGAGACGGAGCUUGGAAAAUCCUACAAAGAAGAUGGAACAUGUGCACUUAUGUCUAAAGAUGAUAAUCGGGCAAAUGAGUUGGUGGAAGAGUUGAACAAGUCGAUCAAUGACUUAUUUGACUUGUACAAAAAAGAGAUGACUCCGAUUUCAGAUCAAACAUCACCACCACUACCAACAAUACAGGGUUCGUGUAGCCAUAUAGAGGUUUCUGAUGACGAUGAAGAAGAUGACUCUGAGAUCACUCGAUACUUCAAAGAUGAGCAAUACAAGAUGAAAUGCAGGGAGCUAAAUCAAUUUGAUAUUCUUCAGUGGUGGUCGAGAAACAUAUCGUGUUAUCCUGCUUUAUCUGCGAUGGCAAGAGAUAUCAUGGCUAUACCUGUAUCAAGUGUUCCUUCUGAGGCUGCAUUUAACACGGAGGGUCGUGUUUUAUCUGAAUUUAGAAGCUCUUUGAUUCCGCAGAUGAUAGAAGCCUUGAUAUGUGCGGAAGAUUGGUUGAAAUUUGGUUCAGGCAACGACUUUCCUGAAGAUGAAGAAGAAGAAGGUAAAUAG